AUGGCUUCUACGCACAUGCUCCGUCAAACCAUCAUUGUCAAUGAGGGCGACUCUCCAUUGGCAUACAAGGCCAGGGAAGUCACUAAUCCAGUGAUGCAGUAUGUCAGUUUCUUCGACAACAACUUUGAGCGCAAGCGAAAGGUUGAAGUUUGGAAUGGUGCAAGUGGAAAGAAUGUUGAACCACUCCUCAGGUCCAUUCAAUCCUUUCGCAACAUCUCUUCAGAGUGGGGACUCAAUCAGGGUCGUCAAAAGAAGGCCUUGUUCAAGCAAUUCCUCACUGCUGAACCGCACAUGACCUAUCAGAGGAUUUCUGAUGCUCAUGGGAACUCAGUUCAGGACUUUGAAGAUUCUGUCGAUGAAUUCAUUUGCAAAUACAGUGGUGAAAAUCCAAAGUAUCAGGCGAACAUGUAUCUCUUUGAUACUUCCAACCACAUUCGCAAACCGUAUAAUACUGAAAUUGGAAUUCACGCAAAUCGCUUGAAAACUCUAUUUAUGUAUCAUGAUAUGCUUCCUAGAAAUUGUUCCAACGUGAACAAUGAGAACGAUCCGGGUCAAAUUCAGAAGAGAAAGCUGGCGGUAGAGGCCUUCACCAAAAUCGUUUUGGUGGUGGUCGUGGGCAUGGUCAACCAAGCAAUGGUUAUCAACCAUAUCCAAGACCCUCAAACUCUCCAAGAUAUUCUCAACGGAAUUCACAAAGUUUUCAACGUGGAGGCAAUUCCCAGCAACAAAACCAAGGACGAUUUCAGCCAGGACACCCCAACAUUGGUGACAGAGGCCGUGGAUUCAAUGGCCAGCACAGUGGACGCUCCCAAACUGGCCGCUUUCAGCCAGGACGAAACUAUCAAGGCAGAGGCCAAUCACAGCAACAACAAAGUCAAAACUACUAUGCUGAGUGGCACUACAAUCAAGAAGCUGAAAGCUGUGCUGCGGAAGGCAGCAUUCCUGAAUGGAACCAAGACGGAAUGUCUUAUGGUGGAAUGCCAAGUGCCGAGCAGUACCAGCAUCAGGAACAAUAUUAUCAAGCUGAACAAAAUCAGCAAUGGAAUGUUCAAUUCAACUGUGAACAAGAAGAAUAGUAUCCUGAAGAACAGGAGGCACAGGAAGAUUCGCCGUUUUCCUUUCAUGAAGAGCAUUACUGACCCAAAAAUACUUGUAAACUAA
Cylindrotheca closterium is the source of this 1161-nucleotide messenger RNA. Lineage: Eukaryota; Bacillariophyta; Bacillariophyceae; Bacillariales; Bacillariaceae. The record is from the annotation of a GenBank genome assembly.